This is a messenger RNA of Closterium sp. Naga37s-1, 789 nucleotides long. NCBI's taxonomy places the organism in Eukaryota, Viridiplantae, Streptophyta, Zygnematophyceae, Desmidiales, Closteriaceae. The record is from the annotation of a GenBank genome assembly.
AUGACUUCAUCGCGGCCGGCCAUCGUUGUGAUUACUAGCCCGCAUCCGCCAGCACCACCUGCGCCUCCCGCACCUCCUGCCCCGCCUGCUCCACCGGCGCCGCCUGCGCCACCCGUGUUUCCCCCGGGUUUCGUUUCCCACCAGGACCGGCCUCUCUUCGAGCCCCCGGACGAGGAGGGCUUUCCUGCGCCAGAAGACGUCAGCGAAAACCGCGAUGAGACCGACGAGGCGGCCUACGGUGUUGGCGACUUCCCCAUCCCCACCUUUCCCGAAGACCUCGUCCACGAUGAAGGUGGUCCCGAGGCAACGAAGGACGCCACGCCUGCAAGUCCGCGUUCUCGCAAGAGUACGCACCGUCGCACGGCGCGCACCAUGGGUGAGAAGUGGCAGUGGCUUCUGCGGAUGAAAGACGAGAAUCUGUCAAUUCGUCACACGGCCCGUCUUGCAGGGGUCGAGGUGGGAGAGGACGUCCACUCCUCCCCCUUGGUGGAUGAGUGGGUCAACCCCCUCUACACCACGACUGCUGACGACGAGGAAGCUGCCCGGGAGGCGGACGACGAGGACUGUGGGGACAUGCCCGCGGAGGAGGAGGAGGCGGAGGAGGAGGAGGAGGAGGAGGAGGAGGAGGAGGAGGAGGAGGAGGAGGAGGAGGAGGAGGAGGAGGAGGAGGAGGAGGAGGAGGAGGAGGAGGAGGAGGAGGAGGAGGCCGAGAUGGAGGCGGAGGAGGAGGAGGAGGAGAUCGAGGGGGAGGCAGAGUGGGGAGACGUGGAGGAGGACGAUGUGGAGUAG